Messenger RNA from Cuscuta epithymum, 935 nucleotides. The record is from the annotation of a GenBank genome assembly. Lineage: Eukaryota; Viridiplantae; Streptophyta; Magnoliopsida; Solanales; Convolvulaceae.
GCAAAUCUUUCGGACUGCAAUCCAGUAGCCACACCAGUUGACACAACCUCGAAACUAAGUGCUACUGCCGGCCCCUCAGUUGAUGACCCUACUCUCCACCGGAGUCUUGCCGGUGCCCUACAAUAUCAUACUUUUACCCGUCCCGACAUCUCAUAUGUCGUUCAACAAAUAUGUUUGUUCAUGCAUGACCCUCGUGCGCCUCAUCUUCAUGCACUCAAACAGAUUCUCCGUUAUAUCAAAGGCACUAUUAACUACGGCCUGCACCUUAAGCCGUCCUCCAUCACUAGCUUAAUCUCAUACUCCGACGCUGGUUGGGGUGGCUGCCCGGAUACCCGCCGGUCCACCUCCAGCUAUUGUGUCUAUCUUGGAGACAACCUUCUUUCUUGGUCCUCUAAACGGCAACCGACUCUAUCUCGCUCAAGUGCCGAAGCUGAAUAUCAGGGUGUAGCUAAUGUUGUCGCCGAGACAUGUUGGUUACGGAAUCUCCGAUCCUUUUCGAACUUCACUGUCCUCUUUCCAAAGCUACUAUGGUCUAUUGUGAUAACAUCAGUUCAGUCUAUAUGUCCGGCAAUCCCGUUCAACAUCAUCUCACCAAACAUAUCGAAAUGGAUCGGAUAUCCACUUCGUUCGAGAAAAGAUUGCUCGCGGGGAGGUUCGAGUUCUUCAUGUUCCAUCAUGUCAUCAAUUUGCCGAUAUCUUCACCAAAGGCCUUCCCCGUAUUUUAUUUGACGAGUUCCGCUCCAGUCUAAGCAUCCGGCCACCUCCCGCUUUGACUGCGGGGGGUGUUAACGUGUGCAUCAUUGCAUGUCCCAUGCAUGCCGUCCAAAAGACUCGGCCACUCAGAAUAUCACUUCCGCACAGGGCCGGCCAUGGGGGCAUGCAGCCUAGACAAUUGUCUAGGGCCCCCAAAUUCUUGGGGCCUCCAAUUUUUUUAU